AUCCAUCCACGCGCUUCAAAAACUGUCCGCGAGCCGUUGAGAACAACCAACCACCACUCGGAUAAGAGAGAGAUAGAGAGAGAGCAUCGAAGAAUGGCGAACCUGCUGCAACUGUGCGAGUGCUCGAGCUCAAAUCCAAUGAUUUUGCUGAAGCCAUCCUCCUUGAACUCUCUCCUGGCCAGCACUUCACGGCCUCGCCAGCAAUAUAGUUAUCACCCAGCUCAACCUCGCAUUUCACCCCCAAACCCAAACCCAAAGCUUCCCUACAACAAUCUUCUUCUUCUUCUUCGUUGAAUCGGAGGGAAUUCAUAUCCCAGACCACGGCUAUUUCCCUGUCUGUAGUAGCAGCUCCACCACCGGCAAUGUCCGAAGACGCACUUUCCGAAUGGGAAAGAGUGUACCUGCCCAUUGACCCUGGCGUCGUCCUGCUCGACAUCGCUUUCGUCCCUGACGACUUAAAUCACGGUUUUCUUUUGGGGACUAGGCAAACCAUUAUGGAGACAAAAGAUGGUGGAAACACCUGGGCUCCACGUUCAAUACCCUCAGCCGAGGACGAAGACUUCAACUACAGAUUUAAUUCUAUUAGCUUCAAAGGAAAGGAGGGAUGGAUUGUUGGAAAACCUGCAAUUCUGUUGUACACUUCAGAUGCGGGAGAAAGCUGGGAAAGAAUACCACUAAGCUCUCAGCUUCCUGGAGAUAUGGUAUAUAUAAAGGCAACUGGAGACAAGAGUGCGGAGAUGGUCACAGACGAAGGAGCAAUAUAUGUUACAUCCAAUAGGGGCUACAACUGGAGGGCUGCUGUUCAGGAAACUGUUUCAGCUACUCUUAAUCGAACAGUCUCUAGUGGUAUCAGUGGUGCAAGUUAUUAUACGGGAACAUUCAAUGCAGUUAAUCGCUCUCCAGAUGGAAGAUAUGUUGCUGUCUCUAGCCGUGGUAACUUCUACCUUACGUGGGAGCCUGGACAACCAUUCUGGCAACCACAUAACAGGGCAGUUGCGAGAAGAAUCCAAAAUAUGGGAUGGAGAGCUGAUGGUGGUCUUUGGCUUCUUGUUCGUGGAGGUGGACUUUAUCUUAGCAAAGGGUCAGGGAUAACUGAAGAGUUUGAAGAAGUUCCAGUUCAAAGCCGGGGCUUUGGCAUUCUCGAUGUUGGGUUCCGAUCAGAGGAAGAGGCUUGGGCAGCAGGGGGUAGUGGGAUCCUACUGAGAACUACUAAUGGUGGCAAGACAUGGAUCCGUGACAAAGCAGCUGAUAAUAUAGCUGCAAAUCUGUACUCAGUGAAGUUUAUCAAUGAUAAGAAGGGAUUUGUGCUAGGAAAUGAUGGGGUCUUGCUUCGCUAUCUUGGAUGACGUUGUAAUUAUAAAUGGUUUGUCAACAAUGCCCACAAUUUUGUACUGCUAAAUUACAUCUUCAAGCUCUGAUACUCAAUGAUGUGAAAGGGCCCUAAUUUUCUUCUUGUCUUAUGACUAUUACAUUUGAAAUUAGGAAUUCGUUGCCA
This is a messenger RNA of Juglans microcarpa x Juglans regia, 1495 nucleotides long. Its product is annotated as photosystem II stability/assembly factor HCF136, chloroplastic. Gene Ontology annotation, molecular function: protein binding. Lineage: Eukaryota; Viridiplantae; Streptophyta; Magnoliopsida; Fagales; Juglandaceae. The record is from RefSeq and is a predicted model, not a curated record. The coding region runs from base 363 to 1346 and encodes 327 amino acids. The transcript is spliced from 9 exons.